AGUGACUGUGCGCCGCUGUGCCAUGUAUUACGGCUCCGGUCUUGCUGAGAUCACAUGACUGGAGAGAUGGCGGCUGAGAUCCACUCCCGGUCUCCCCGCGGCCCUGUGCUACUUACCAAGAUCCCCGGGCACAGGGAGCCUGUCACCUCCGCCUGCCUCAUCCCGCGGGAGGACGGCGUCAUCACUGCCAGCGAGGACCGGACACUGCGGGUAUGGCUGAAGAGAGACAGUGGGCAGUACUGGCCGAGCAUCUAUCACACCAUGUCAUCUGCUUGUUCGGCUCUGGCAUACCACCAUGAGAGCAGGAAGGUGUUUGUGGGACUGGAUAGUGGAGCCAUUGUGGAGUUUCUGAUCUCCGAUGACUUCAACAAAAUGAACUUUGUGAAGACAUACCCAGCUCAUCAAAGCCGGGUGACAGAGGUCGUUUUCUCUCCAGGCCCCGAAUGGGUGAUCAGCACUGGGCAUGAUAAAUUUAUCACCUGGAUGUGCACCCAGAGUGGGUCCUUGGUGGGGAGACACGCUUUCUCCUCCUGGGCAUCCUGCCUCCAGUAUGAUGAAGACACAAGAUACGCCUUUGUUGGAGAUUUCUCUGGGCAGGUUACACUCUUGAAGCUGGACAAGAGUGGCUGCACAGUUAUCUCUACACUUAAAGGACACGAAGGCAGCAUCUCCUGUCUCCACUGGGACCCUGUUCAGAGGUUUCUCUUCUCUGGCUCAUCAGAUCAGAGUAUUAUCUUGUGGGACAUUGGAGGGAGGCAAGGACGUGCACUGAACCUACAAGGACACCAUGACAAGGUGCAGGGGCUGUGCUACCUGCAUCUCACACGGCAGCUGGUCUCCUGCUCAGUGGAUGGGGGCAUCUGUGUCUGGAAUAUGGAUACUGACAGGGAAGAGGCUCCUCAAUGGUUAGAAAGUGAUUCCUGCCAGAAAUGUGCCCAGCCUUUCUUUUGGAACAUAAAGCAGAUGUGGGACACCAGGUCACUGGGAUUACGUCAACACCACUGCAGGAAGUGUGGAAAGGCUGUCUGUGGGAAAUGCAGCUCCAAGAGAUCCAGUUAUCCCAUCAUGGGUUUUGAGUUCCAAGUGCGGGUCUGUGACUCCUGUUAUGAAACCAUUAAGGAUGAGGACCGGACGUCAUUGGCCACUUUCCAUGAAGGUAAACAUAACAUCUGCUUCAUGACCAUGGAUAUCUCUGGAGGGAUUAUGGUCACAUGUGGAACAGAUCGGCUAGUCAAGAUCUGGGACAUGACACCUGCAGUGGGCUGCGACUUGGCCACCGGCUUUUCUCCACGCUGACCCCACUGACUUCAGUUUGUCUGGAAUAAAGCACCUUAUAUAUGGCCGCCACGUACGUUGAUAUCAACUCAUCCAGGGCGUUCUUCCUCUGCCUCUGCCGUACGUAGCCUAUGGAAGCAAAGCAAUGCAACAGCUCUCCCAAACAAGGAGGUGGAGCCUUAAUCUCUCAGUAGCUGUUCACUAUUACCUUUAAGUGAGCCGCGUGCUCCAGCCCUUGCUAUUGGGAUAAUUAUACCCUUGUUUACUAUAGUUUAGCUAGAAGCCGCAACAAUUCCAACAGUGUAAGGUUUUUUUUUUUCCGAACCAGGCUAUCUGAAAUAUGUACUACUUUGUUUUCGGUAUCCUUGCACCUCGAAGGCCGCUCUAAUCACGCGCUGUCAUUACGCAGCCAUUAUACUUUUUGGUUUCAUCAGUAGACCGAUGUACAACAAAUUCCAUUUAAACGGUUUGGUUUUUAAAGUCUGUAUACCAGCGUACACACAAGAUAGUCCAUGAUCACAUGUUGGAUGUGUGUACUUGUAUUUUUCUAUGAUGAGAGGCCAGUGCUGGUUAUUAUGAAAGUAGUUCAUUUUAUGGUUUGUAUAGUGUUUGAACUUUGUUGUUCGCAAACAGAUGAAGGCACACCCAAUGUAUUGCAACCUGCUGAUUUUUACAUGACGGUGAAUAUUUUUGUGUUACGGGGUACUUCUCUAGGUGUGUUUUAUGCGCUGUUUAGAAUUGAAGCAAGGUGUUAUUUCCUGAAAUGGAGAGAUCAUACCGCUCCACUCACGUGCGUUUCCAGGAACUUGUGUGCAGGUCUUGUUGGGAUGUUUAUGUUUUGCUCCGUCCAAAAGCAUUUGUUAGUUUUACAUAUGUAUAUAAAAGUCACUUAUUAGAUGAAGGGUUUUUUGAACUUCCUAAAGUAGAUAAGGUUUGCAAACCCUUUUAUCAGCUGCCUUCUGUAAUGCCUAAUUUUCUUAGUAGCUCCCACAUUGCCUAAUUUCCCUAGGUUCUCCUGUUUUUUGGUAGCAAAAUCUGACACAUUUGUGCUAGGAGGAAGUUCUAGUUACAGAGAGAACUGUAACCAUCUAUAAGUGGGGAAUAUAUAGUAGCAGACCUUAGUGUUUACAGCCCAGCGUUUCGUCAUUUAGUGCAGUAGAAAUCAGCCAGCAAUAAGACUUUUCUUGUGAGUGUUUACUGAAAUAUGAUAAUUGUAGCUCACUUUGUCUUAACUGUUGUUUAAAGACUAAAUUGGACCUUUGUGUUCAUUUCAGCUGCAAAACAGUUUUUUAUUGUAUAUUCUGUUGCUUCAACCCACCACCCAUCCAGCAAUAAAGAUUUUCACGCAUUUCACGUCCUGCUCUAGUCUCUGAAGCUACUAAUUACUGAUCUGAUAAAUUAUCCCAAAAUAACAUGAUUGAAAGCUAAAUACAGGGAGCACCGUGUAGUAUAUAUUUCAAUCUGUCAUGUCUAUCACUGGUGAUCUGUCAGGGAAGUUGUUUACAGUAUGGUAUGCCUGCAGAAUGUCUUAUAUCUCGCUGGAGUAAGUCACCAUUCCAGCCACUGUAUAUUUAUUAUUUUAUGAAGAGAAUACAAAGGUUUUUAAUUAGAACUCUGCAUUUCAUUGGUGUUUCUCAUGUAGCAAUGAGUUUUGUCUAAGUGCUGAGAGAGUCAUCACACCAAGUAGAGCUGACAUUUGUGGCAAAUCGGAGAUCACUGAUUUUAGUGUUAACCAUCUUUCAUAACAAAAGUGACAUCGACAGUCGGACAUAUUAAAUUCCUUAUUCAGAUGACAGUCGGCUGCAUCUCCUGGGGGAAAUUGCACAUGUAAAUUGGCACACCGUGAUGAAACGUUGAAUGGUUAUCAGGAAGUUCGUCUAGUAAACUGAAAUUCCUCAUAAUGUUUGUUUUAUUUCCUUACCACUCUACAAACCUAUAGCACUAUGGCUGUCGCUAAGCUACAUCUCCUGUGUCACUGGGAUUGCAGAAAAGGGCAGGUGACUGGUAGUUCUGCCUCAUUCAAAAGUUCCUCGUUCUUUCUCUGUCGCACUGAAGCACAAUUUGUAUUUUUAAUGGUGAGACAACUUGUUUGCUAUUCUGUUUCUGUAAUGUUCUUGAUUGCUCCUCUUUAUUCUGGGAUAUGUUAUGGUAAACUGCAGCUGCUACAGUGAUGGAUCUGUAUAUGGUUUGUCAGCCUUGUGCUCGGUUGUCUGUACGUGAGCGUUCCUUCUGGUUAUAUCAGUGGCAGCCGCCAACUAUGGUCCCAUCAUUUCCUGCGUUUUAGUGCAUUUUGGAGAGUUGCCCGGUUGCCUUCUCCAUGUACUCAUGUUUAAGAUGAUUUACAAAGUGUCUCCCUUCUUUUGUUAAUUGUCAAAUGUUUUUUUCCCCUCCUAAUAAAAUCAUACUUUUCUUUA
Pseudophryne corroboree (corroboree frog) is the source of this 3689-nucleotide messenger RNA. RefSeq names its product WD repeat and FYVE domain containing 1 (gene WDFY1). The record is from RefSeq and is a predicted model, not a curated record. The coding region runs from base 55 to 1296 and encodes 413 amino acids. Gene Ontology annotation, molecular function: metal ion binding; protein binding. Gene Ontology annotation, biological process: positive regulation of toll-like receptor 3 signaling pathway; positive regulation of toll-like receptor 4 signaling pathway. NCBI's taxonomy places the organism in Eukaryota, Metazoa, Chordata, Amphibia, Anura, Myobatrachidae. Gene Ontology annotation, cellular component: early endosome. The transcript has 12 exons.